AGUGAUACUUUGAGUUUACAUUCAGGUUGUUCAGCAUUUUUGGUCAUGCACAGGGAGCCACUCCUUAUCACAAUACAUGACUGUGCAGUGCAUUUGAUCACAGCUAGCAACACUGUGACACCUUCACCAGGAGAAUUCUUCACAGUCUGUGGAUCAAGCUGACAGACAAUGGCACAAAGGCUAACAGCGUGGAACAGCGGACUCUUGGACUGCUUUACUGAUUUGAAGUCUUGUUGCUAUGGCUUCUGGUGCUGCCCUUGCUUUGCCUGCUCCACCUCAGCAAGUUUUGGGGAGAACCGUUGUCUGCCCAUGUGCGACAUAUGCAGCCCUGCCGUACUGUCAGCCUUUGGAAUACCACUGGCAGUUCCUCCUGCGCUCUUAGCACUCAGGGUAGCUGUUCGACACAAGUAUGGAAUCAAGGGUGACAUCUGCACUGACAUCCUGACUGCCUGUUUCUGCGAGUGGUGUGCCUGGUGUCAGCUUUCUCGGGAAAUCAAUUAUCACAAGAAAAACCCAACAACCAUUAAUGUGCAGCCAACUUCACACCCACCCCCUGCUGGAUUUGUGGGUUAACACUGAUCUUUGGGUAGUUCUAAUAGGUCAGGUGUCAUGAAGGAAUGAUCAGAUUAUUUCAUAUCAUCAACAGGACCUGCUUGUUUAGUGUUGUUUAGGUGUGGGGUGAUGGGGAUAGUUAAUCAUCCUUUUGACUUGCAUUUUACAAUGCUGCUGGUUACCGGUUACUUCAUUAAGAUGAUCAAAAAUCCUGUUUUGUUGUCUAAAUUAGUGAAACAUGAAAAUACAAUUGUUUAAAAGUGGGCAUCAGUGCACUGAUACUGGAUGACUGGCACAUCUGUAAUGCUACCAUAAAAACAAUUUUAUUAUGAAUUUAUUGUGAUGUCACUGAGGUAUCUUAGUUAAGACGCACUUAUUUUCCCUUUCGUACAGAUAGCAUAUGGCAUAGUAUGGUACCAUGCUUUUGACCCUUUUUUUUUUUUUUUUUUUUAGUAAAGAGAGCAACUUUAUCUAAAUU
Thalassophryne amazonica is the source of this 1030-nucleotide messenger RNA. RefSeq names its product placenta-specific gene 8 protein-like. Bases 169 to 573 code for a protein of 134 amino acids. Lineage: Eukaryota; Metazoa; Chordata; Actinopteri; Batrachoidiformes; Batrachoididae. The record is from RefSeq and is a predicted model, not a curated record. The transcript is spliced from 4 exons.